Anthostomella pinea is the source of this 2037-nucleotide messenger RNA. The record is from the annotation of a GenBank genome assembly. NCBI's taxonomy places the organism in Eukaryota, Fungi, Ascomycota, Sordariomycetes, Xylariales, Xylariaceae.
AUGAGUUCCAUGCUGAAGAAGACCGGAGGCUUGUCCUUCAAGCCAAAGGCCCGUCCUCGUCCCGGAGCUGGUCCCUCCAAGCCGCCUGCAACGGCUGCAUCUGCCAGUACGACUCAAACACCUACUGUUGAUUCUCAGUCCCAGGCAUCAACUCCCGCCCCUUCCAACCCAUCCGAGCCCACUACUAUCCCCUCUACCGAGACGGCUAGCCAUGCACCGACAGAACCGCAAGCUAGUGCACCGGAAAAGCCACCGAUACAACAACCCCCUCCACCUCCACACCAGCCCGAACCCGAGCCCGCGCCUGCGCCUGAGCCAGAGCCAGAGCAUGAACCUGAGCCUGAGCAUGGACCUGAACCUGAACCUCGGUCAGCGGCCGCUCCAUCUCAACCGCCCCCGGAAGCGUCGAUACCCACAACAUCUUCAAAUUCGACGACGGAAGGACAUGUUGCACAACAGCUUAGGACUCCAGCUCAGUCGCAGGCUGAGCGGGCAACAAGGCCAACGCCGGCGCCUGAAGCGUCAAUGACAAGCCCCCCGCCAAUUCCAAGCAUCGAGAAGGACAACACGGUACCCCGUGUGUCUGAGGGGACCUCUCAAACUACUGCCUCAAGAUCUGCUGCUGUUAGGGUGUUGUCGCCGGAUUCCUCUACUCCAGCUGGAGAUAGAGGUGUACCACCGACCGCCCCUCCUUCACCAGCGCCUGCCCCUGACACUAUCGCGGUCAUACCACCUGUGGACGAACCUGCAGCACCUGCUCCUACUCCUGCGCCCGCCCCCAAGAAGAGAGCACCUCGGAAGCGCAAGCCGACUACAACCGAAGGUGGGACAGCUGCAGAAGGCGCAGCACCCAAACAGAAGCGGCAGCGUAAGAAGGCACCGCCAGCAGCCGUAGCGCCAGCAGCCGGAGAUGGCGAUGCUGCCGCCGCAGAAUGCGAAGAAGCAAAUGCUCAGGCUAAGCCGGCGAGGCGACGGAGACGGUCUCCAACCCCAGAGGAUGCCGAGACUUUGACAGUCGAUCAUGCCACAAUGAAAGUCGGCGACCUGGUCAGAGAUCUUGGCAUCGGCAAGAGAUUUAAGCACGCAGAUAUCAUCGAGGAGCGAGCGCGCGAGGCACGCGCAAAAAACCGGCAGAAGAGGCUUGAACGAGAGAAGCUCAGACUGGGUAUUGCUCCGACAGAGAAUUCGGAGGCAGGGUCUCGUGCGGGUACUCCGGCUGAAGGCAGCGGUCAAGGGCGUGGCCUCAAUACAGCCGAACUACGUGCAGGUGUGGGUAUUGGGGCGGCGGACUCAGGUGUAGGCUACGAAAUCAUCGACGGACAAAUCAUCAUCAACCAGUCCUCCCUUCAGGUCGACAGGCAUCAACAAGACAUGUCGACGCUAGAAACGGUCGAAGAAGACGACUUCAGUCACCACAUAACAUCCGCCAGCUACUCCAAGCGAAACAUGGGGUCCAAUUACUGGAGCGACGAAGACACAACGAUGUUCUACAAGUAUCUCCGCAUGUUCGGCACCGACUUCGAGACCAUCUCGCACAUGUUCCCCAACAAGGACCGGCGGGCCGUCAAGAAGAAGUUCAACACCGAGGAGAGGCAGCGCCCCAACCGUAUCAACCAGGCGGUCAUGGUCCGCGGCGAGAAAAAGGUCGGCAUCGACCUGGACGAGUACAAGGCGACGCAGACGGAGACCGUGUGGCAGGAGGUUGAUAACAUCAAGGCCGAACACUACAAGCUGGCUGAGGAGUACAACAAGGAGGUCGAGCGCCUCAAGCAGGAGCGCAGGGCCGCUGGUCUCAUGGACGAUGAUGACGAUGUGCCCGCCGGUGGCGAUGGCGAUGGCGAUGGCAAAAACGACGGAGAUGCCCCCGCUGAUGGCGAGGGCGAGGGCGAGGGUGAGGGUGAGGGUGAGGGUGAGGGUGAGGGUGAGGGUGAGGGUGAGGGUGAGGGUGAGGGUGAGGGUGGGGCGGAGGGGGUUGAGGAGGUUGAAGACGAAGUUUAUGACCUAGACACGGGUGCCCAGGUUGCAAUUUCAGCCUGA